UUGUGAUCCGCCGUGUCGAAACCCAGAGAAGAAGAGGAGCAGAAGAGGAAGCGCGCUGUGGUGCGGUCGUGCAGCAGGAAGUGAAGAGAGAGGGAAGAAGACUAGUCUGAGAGAAGAACAAGAACAAUGGGAGUAGACGUCGAGAUCAUUAACCCAGGAGACGGGACGACUUACCCGAAGAAGGGCCAGUACGUUAACGUCCACUACGUCGGCACGCUGACAAAUGGAAAACAGUUUGACUCCUCCAGGGACCGAGGAGAUCCCUUUAAGUUCUGUCUUGGUAAAGGUGAAGUCAUCAAAGCGUGGGAUGAGGGUGUAGCCAAGAUGAGUCUUGGCGAGAAGUCUAGGUUGACCUGUUCGCCAGACUACGCGUACGGCUCUAGAGGAUUCCCACCUGUCAUCCCAGGAGAUUCCACUCUCAUCUUCGAAGUGGAGCUGCUGAAAAUUUGUACAUGAAAGUUGCUCCUCAUUCCACCAACAUUUGACACAAAUAACUUUUAAUUAAAGGUGCUGUCAUUAGCAUUUAUAAACAUGAAUAAAUCAUUGUAGAAAGAAUUCUGGUAUCUUGGUAUGAUUGAGACAAAUUAGACUAAUGCCAGCGGUAGUUGUUGGUGCUAAGAUCAGAUAAAGAAAACAAAGAAAUAGUACAACAUUUUGGGAAAUAUUCUUAUUUCUUCCAGAAUUCAUGUGGCCUUCAUUAUUACAUUUGUCUGAUAAAUCUUUGAAUUGGCACAUUAGAUACAUAAUGAAGUAAUUGGACAGACUAGUGUGCUGUUCUUCCUUUAUUUUUUGUGUGCCUAAUCUGAACCAGUGGCACUAAAUCUGCACAAAAACAUCUUAUUUGUUCAUACCUGGUUAUUCAAGUGUCUCAAAAGUAGUGCAGAUAUUAUUAUUAAUGUCACAAAAUGCACAUGAAACACCUUUUAAUGAAGAGCUUAUUUGUUUUUUUCUUGCAUUAAUGUAUCUCUUCAUUCGAUGCAUUGAGUUGACAGCUUAAAACUUUUAACGCAAUGUAAAGAAACGCUUACAAACAAUAACGCUGUAUGAUUUAAUUUCCAUCCCUACUUGUGUUGCCCUUUAUCCUAUUAGAUUUUGAAUCCUGACCCUUAUACUAUACUCUUGGGUCUUUUUAUCAUAACAACUUAAAGGCCUCAAGAGUCUUUGUGUUAUGUCAUCAUGCUUAACAUGUUUUCUCUACAAUGCUUUACUUCUUGAUUGUGUCAUCCAUUAGAAAUGGUCUUUCCCGUAUUGCAUUCUUGCAUUAAAAACAAAUUACACAAUA
Molecule: messenger RNA, 1282 nt
Organism: Sebastes umbrosus (honeycomb rockfish)
Lineage: Eukaryota; Metazoa; Chordata; Actinopteri; Perciformes; Sebastidae
Product: peptidyl-prolyl cis-trans isomerase Fkbp12-like
Exons: 4
Coding region: 127-456 (109 amino acids)
Molecular function (GO): peptidyl-prolyl cis-trans isomerase activity
Source: RefSeq, a predicted model, not a curated record